Messenger RNA from Funneliformis geosporum, 218 nucleotides. The record is from the annotation of a GenBank genome assembly. Lineage: Eukaryota; Fungi; Glomeromycota; Glomeromycetes; Glomerales; Glomeraceae.
UACUCUUAAAGAUAAGAUCUCACAAGAUAACUACAAAUAUGCCCAGAAAGUAUGGAAGGAAUUCAGAUGUAAAAAUCUAUGUGAAUACCAUGAUCUCUAUCUUAAAAUUGACAUACUUAGUCUAGCAGAUGAUGGAAUACUUAAGAUGUCAGGAGUUAGGAUUGAACUUUUCACAGAUAUGACUAUGCAUGAUUUUACUGAAAAAGCUAAGCGAAGUG